UUUCAUCUUACCUGUUCCUCUAUCCAGCGGCGCGCUGUCUUCCCGGCUUCUGUAGUGUGGGCGCUCAGCAUGACAGCCGGAUGCCCAGUGCGCAUGAGCGAGAAGCACUUGCGCUUUGUGAUUGGUCCGGCGGCUUCUGGGAUCUGUCAUGUGUCCCAGGUACCGCCUUACCAUUCACAAAAAGCACCGCUUCUUGCGCAUGCGCACUUGGCACCCGGCUGUCAAGCCCAGUGCCCACACUACAGAAGCCGGGAAGACAGCGCGCCGCUGGAUAGAGGAACAGGUAAGGUCCCGCUGCAGAGCUGAGCGGCCGGCCGGCCCGGUAUUCUAACACGGCGGCGGUGGAAAUACCGGACCCGCUACUCCUUAUUCGCUUCAUAAGACGCACUGACAU
This is a messenger RNA of Staurois parvus, 394 nucleotides long. Lineage: Eukaryota; Metazoa; Chordata; Amphibia; Anura; Ranidae. The record is from the annotation of a GenBank genome assembly.